UCUGCUUCCACUUUUACCAUUUUAUAUUAUUUACUCCUCCACUGUUCCUUCCUCCUUCGCUUCUCGUGAGCGGUGAAUCCUCUUCAGGCCCCAUUAUUUGCGAAUAUUCCUCGCUCACGUUUCAAAUCGGCAGCCUCGGUUCUCCAAAGCGGAGCCAGUAGAGCCGCAUUCGAGCUCCAGGAUUGCUGGGGCGCAGAUACUAUGGCGAUCGAUCAAUCCCUUAAGACGAAGAGGGGGAGGCCAGCAGGAGCAGGUUCCCCCGCCGCCAAGAGCAUGAGCAAGAUGGAGCAGAAGAUGGCGCUGGUGUAUCAAAGGCUCGCGUUGCUUGACAGCGAGAGUGACAAGGAUGCUGAUGUUGUGCCGAUUGUGAAAUUGGUGAGGUCCUACAGCAGUACAGCUUCAGCUCAACUGCUCAACGCAGAUUAUUAUGAGGAUGAGGAUCUUGCUACUGUUGUUGAUCAACAGCCUACCAUAAUUAACUGCGACAACACAGAUAGCGAGGAGGAGUAUGUUCCUUUGCGGAUCGUGCGGCCAGGGAGAGGGGACAGUGCGCAAAAACGGCUUCCCUGUCUUUCUCAAACACACGAUGACCACAAUAUUAACACUGCUACAAAUAAGAGAGAGAGGCCAGCAAGUUCCCAGUCUGCCAAGAGCAACAAGGAGCAGAAAAAAACAUUGGUAAAACCAAAGAUUGCCUUGAUUGAAAGUGUCAGCACUAACAGCAGUGCGAGCGACAAAGAUGAUCAUCUUGUGCCCAUGGUAUCUGGUGUUAAUGGAGAAAAGACAUUUGCAAGUGUUCAAGGUAACUGUGGGUCUGCUAUGGAGAGAGCUAAGGAACUACAGGGGAAGUUACCAGCAGAACAUCCUAGCUUUAUCAAGCAUAUGCUACAAUCGCAUGUUAUUCAGGGUUUUUGGCUGGGUCUGCCGUGUGACUUCUGCAACAAGUAUCUCCCGAAGCAUGACACUGCUAUUGUACUUGAAGAUGAAGAUGGGCGCAACUAUGAUACGAAGUAUCUAGGUACCAAGCAAGGACUGAGUGCUGGGUGGAGAGGUUUUGCUAUUAAUCAUGGUAUUAAGGUCGGAGAUGUUGUGGUAUUUCAACUUGUGAGUUCAACAAAAUUUAAGGUCUAUAUAUUAAGGGCAACUAACUUCAGUACAACUGACGGGGCACUUGGUCUCCUGUGUUUGGAUGCUGGCAAGGAAAAGAUGCCGAAACAAGGAAGUUCCAAUGGUGUGCAGUCUAAGGAGGAACCAAAGCUUACUAGAGUCAGCAGCAAAGUAAUUCACAGUGAUGGCAGCAAUCUAGUGAGCGAAUCAAUAGAUGGCAUCCAAUUUUCAGAAUCAGAUAUCGAUUUUGACAAUGUGGCAAGUUUCAGCAACUUCAGCAUCAUCGUAGACAGUUUGGUUAUCGACUGCAAGUUUCCCAACCACCUACGCAAGACAUACUACGAGCUCUGCCGCGCCCAGAAGUCGUUCCUGCACAAGAAUCUCCUCAAACAGAUAAACCUCACGCUUGCUGUAGGAGUGAUCAUGGAGACUAUCAACAUCGCGGAGGGUAUCAGGGCCUGCAAGGCGCACACUUCUUCCAGGGAGGACUUUGUGAUCUGGAAGAAGACCUUGGAGUCCUUUGAGCUCCUAGGCAUGAACGUUGCAUUCUUGCUGAAACGCAUGGACCAGCUCCUCGGCCUUCCUGAUCGAUCAAGAGAUCUUGUGGAGUGCAAAGAGUACAAGGAGAUAAAACUCGAGCAGGCUCAAGCCAAGGAGAAAAUUCAAGACCUUGAAUCCAAGAUGUUGAACCUGAAGGAUACGCUGAAGAACAUGGACGUGGAGAUGGAGGAGAUGGAGUCGAGCGCGAAGAGAAGGGAUGAGAUGGUGCAGCGGUUAGCAACUGCGCCAUGGUAGCAAGUAGCAACAUGAACGUGGGUUCCUACCGGCAGUAUUUUGGGCGCCAUCGCCAUUCGGUACAGAGGAAGAUGCACUGGAUGGUAAGAACUGCGUGAUCUAGCAGCUUUGCAGGAGGUGAGAACUGCACUGUGGUGAUCGUGUCAGUUAGAAGAAGCGACGUCAUUUUGUAUACAACUUCUGUAACUCGGUUACACUUCUUGCACAGCAACUAGGAUGCUGCUGUUUUUGUACACACCAAGUCGUGUAACAUAUCCGCACCAUUCCCCGUAUGUAGUUUGCCUGGGACUGCACUGUAACAGUACUGGAAAAUGGAAAGAAGUGAUUUGCGGAACACCUCA
Molecule: messenger RNA, 2243 nt
Organism: Brachypodium distachyon (stiff brome)
Lineage: Eukaryota; Viridiplantae; Streptophyta; Magnoliopsida; Poales; Poaceae
Product: B3 domain-containing protein Os01g0234100
Exons: 10
Coding region: 202-1902 (566 amino acids)
Molecular function (GO): DNA binding
Source: RefSeq, a predicted model, not a curated record